AUGAAGCCAUGCAUUCUUGCAGUCAAGGAGGAGAGCAAUGAUGAUCUAAAUGUAAGUGACAUCAGGAAGCGCUAUAGAAACGAAGGGAGUCCCAGCCCCCGGCUGUCCCCCAAGCGCAGGCGGGAGCAUUCUCCAGACAGUGACACCUACCACAGUGGGGAUGACAAAAAUGAAAAGCAUAGACUCUUGAGCCAGGUUGUACGACCACAGGAAUCUCGUUCUCUCAGCCCAUCACACCUCACAGAUGACAGGCAAUGUAGAUGGAAAGAGGAGGAUCGUAAAUCAGAAAGAAAAGAGAGUUCAAGGCGCUAUGAAGAGCAAGAACUCAAAGAGAAGGUUUCUUCCGGCGAUAGGCAGAGGGAGCAGGCGGAAAGCAUGGAUAGCUCAAGAGUGCGUGCACAAGACCUACUUAGCCACCGCCAAGCUGAAGAUCGCGACCGCGAUGGGUCUGAGCGAGCCCAUGAUGAAAAGAAAAAAGCUAAAGCUCUAAAGAAACCUGUUAAGAAAAAGAAAGAGGACGAUGUUGGAAUAGAGAGGGGCAACCUUGAAACGUCUGAAGAUGGGCAAGUGUUUUCACCAAAAAAAGCACAGAAGAGGAAAAACAUUGAAAAGAAGCGUAAAAGAUCCAAAGGUGAUUCUGAUGUUUCUGAUGAAGAAGCAGCUCCUCAGAGUAAAAAGAGGAGAGGUCCACGCACGCCCCCUCUGGCCAUCAAGGAGGAGUUGAUUGACAUUUCCACUGACAAGGAUGGCAUUCUCGAAGACCCACUGAAGAAAGAAGAUACAGCCUUUAGUGACUGGUCCGAUGAGGAUGUGCCUGAUCGCACAGAGGGCAUGGAACCAGAGCACAGUGCAGCCACGGCCACUCCUGGUAGUACCCCUUCCCCUCUGUCUUCUCUUCUCCCUCCCCCACCUCCCGUGGCUGCUACAAGUACUUCAGCCACUUCUCUUGCCUCCUCAUCUGUGGCUGCUACUACCUCUGCUGCCAUUUCCAGCUCUGCUUCCACCUCCAGUACCAAUGCCAGUGAAGACUCACAUAGAAAGUGCCAUCGGACUCGAGGGGAGAAAGUCGAGACCGUUCAUGUGACCCUAGAAGAUACACCUCAUCGCAAGCUGGUGGAUCAGAAGAGAAGCAGCAGUCUUGGAAGCAAUCGAAGUCACCGUAGCCACACUUCUGGUCGCCUGCGCUCCCCAUCGAAUGAUUCUGCUCAUCGGAGUGGGGAUGACCAGGGCAGUCGAAAGAGAGUGCUGCAUAGUGCUUCCAGAGACAGAGAGAAAACAAAAAGCCUGGAGGUCACGGGAGAGAGGAAAUCUAGGAUUGAUCAGUUAAAGCGUGGGGAACCCAGUCGAAGUACUUCUUCAGAUCGCCAGGAUUCCAGAAGCCACAGCUCAAGAAGAAGCUCCCCGGAGUCAGAUCGACAGGUUCAUUCAAGGUCUGGGUCAUUUGACAGUAGAGACAGACUUCAAGAACGAGAUAGGUAUGAGCAUGACAGAGAGCGGGAGAGGGACCGGAGAGAUCCAAGGCAGAGGGAAUGGGACCGGGAAGCUGAUAAAGAGUGGCCUCGGACCAGAGACCGAGAUAGACUUCGGGAACGAGAGAGAGAACGAGACAAAAGAAGAGACUUGGACAGAGAAAGACUGAUCGCUGACCCCAUAGAAAGGGACAGAGAACGAGAUAGAACUUUUGAGACUUCUCAUUCGGAAUCUGUGAAACGCAGUGAAGCCAAAUUGGAGAGUGAACAUGAAAGAGACCUCGACAGCAGUUCCAGGGAUUCUGUAGCCUUGGAUAAAGAAAGAAUGGAUCGAGACCUGGGGUCUGUGCAAGGAUUUGAAGAUGUGAGUAAAGCUGAAAGAACAGAGAGUCUGGAAGCAGGAGACGACGAAUCCAAGUUAGAUGAUGCACAUUCACUAGGAUCUGGUGCUGGGGAAGGAUAUGAGCCCAUCAGUGAUGACGAGCUAGAUGAAAUUCUGGCAGGGGAUGCAGAAAAGAGAGAGGACCAGCAGGAAGAGGAGAAGAUGCCAGAUCCAUUAGAUGUGAUAGAUGUGGACUGGUCUGGGCUUAUGCCAAAGCAUCCAAAAGAACCGAGAGAGCCUGGGGCUGCACUCUUAAAGUUCACACCUGGAGCUGUUCUACUACGAGUUGGGAUUUCUAAAAGGUUGGCAGGUUCUGAGCUCUUCACUAAAGUUAAAGAAACAUGUCAACAGCUUCUAGAAAAACCAAAAGAUGCAGACGGCCUUUUCGAACAUGAACUAGGGGCUCUCAACAUGGCUGCGUUACUGCGAAAAGAGGAGCGAGCCAGUCUUCUUAGUGACCUGGGGCCAUGUUGUAAAGCAUUAUGUUUCCGACGGGACUCUGCAAUCCGGAAGCAGCUUGUGAAGAAUGAAAAGGGGACUGUGAAGCAGACAUACACAAGCGCUCCGAUGGUAGACAAUGAGCUGCUUCGGCUGAGCCUUCGGUUAUUUAAGAGGAAGACCACCUGCCAUGCCCCCGGGCAAGAAAAGACUGAGGAUGCUAAAGUAGCACCGUCCAGUAUCCAGCAGGAGCUGUGUGUGUCCUAGACAGAAACCAAGGACGGCCCUUCAGUUCUGUCUUCUCAGAAGUGCUUCAUCUUUCUUGAAGUUCUUCGGUUUGAAGGCAUUGCUAAUUACAGAGACAGAAGAUUCAUCAGCCACACCAGGAAUGAAGAACUUCAAUCUUUAGAGACACCAGUUUCGAUUUAUUGAAGAUUUUACAUUAAUUUUUAUACAGUAAUUGACACUCAGGCAAAAUAAUGUGAAAGCAUCUAGAUUUCGUAGUUUCGUCCAUGUCUUCAUUAAAAUUGAAGAUUUUAGGAGACCAGGUCAUCCCUGCUCUUCCAGCCUAUGAAUACUUCCUGUGAAAUAAAAGCACUGAUUUUUAGUCUGGAUUAUCACACAGAAAUUGACCUUGCUCAGAAAGGACAAAGAUGGAAGCUGUUGCACAGACUGCAGUGCCAUACAGAGCACCGAGGGAUCCGGCCUAGGGUGCAUCUGGCGGCAGUCUCCACCAAAAGCCCAAGUGGGCUUUUUUGUUUCUUUGAAUAUUCUAAAAUAAAUGACUCCAUGGGAUUUUUUUACACAUGUACAUUGCUACAUUAUAUAUUGGAAGUCUUUGAACUCUUGAUGGGGUUUAAUUGUUCAUUAUCAGAGACUGUGUGCUAUUUUAUUUUUAAUAAAUGUGUGUUCCCUUGU
This is a messenger RNA of Psammomys obesus (fat sand rat), 3207 nucleotides long. It is a transcript of the gene Zc3h13, whose product is annotated as zinc finger CCCH-type containing 13. The record is from RefSeq and is a predicted model, not a curated record. The coding region runs from base 1 to 2556 and encodes 851 amino acids. The transcript has 8 exons. Gene Ontology annotation, cellular component: RNA N6-methyladenosine methyltransferase complex. NCBI's taxonomy places the organism in Eukaryota, Metazoa, Chordata, Mammalia, Rodentia, Muridae.